Molecule: messenger RNA, 1485 nt
Organism: Austrofundulus limnaeus
Lineage: Eukaryota; Metazoa; Chordata; Actinopteri; Cyprinodontiformes; Rivulidae
Gene: gpr174
Product: G protein-coupled receptor 174
Exons: 1
Coding region: 338-1198 (286 amino acids)
Biological process (GO): phospholipase C-activating G protein-coupled receptor signaling pathway; positive regulation of Rho protein signal transduction
Cellular component (GO): plasma membrane
Molecular function (GO): G protein-coupled receptor activity
Source: RefSeq, a predicted model, not a curated record
CACACACACACACACACACACACACCCCUAAAAUUUCCCAGCACAGAAAUAAAUGAUAGCUACUGCGUUAUAUUUUUCUAAAUACAAUUUGCAGUUCAUUUGUGUCAUUUUAUUUUUAUAAAUGUAACAUUAAAAAAAUCUAAGUAUUAUUCUAUAAAGAUUAUAUCAGACACCUUGUAACAAAAACAUCUCAGAAUGCAGAGUAAUGCAAAAACAUUUUUAAACCUAUUUUCCCAACUUUCUUACUUCCUAAAUAAUGCUUAACUUUUCAAUAAAAUACAGUUUAAAGAUUUUAUGCAUUUAAAAAAAAUAUGCAUUGUUUGUUUGGCCUUUACAGAUGGAAUAUUUUUUUAUUUUUUUUGUUCUACAACCAUCUCAAUUUGUUGACUGUGCACAGGUGCUGUCCCUGCCGCUACGGAUCUACUACUAUCUGAACGACGUCUGGCCUUUUAGUAAUUUUCUCUGCCUCGUCUGCUUCUAUCUAAAAUAUGUCAACAUGUAUGCCUCCAUCUACUUCCUGGUGUGCAUCAGUAUGCGCCGCUGCCAGCUCAUCAUUUGUCCGCUGUCGUACAACUCGUCAAGGCAAAAAGGAGACCCUUUGAUUUGUGUGUUUGGCUGGCUGCUGGUCUGUUCCUCUUGUCUGAUAUUCCCUUUGCUGAGGAACCCCAGUUCGGACAGCAAUGUAAAUGUUUCCCAGCAGUGUUUCUUAGAGCUGCCUAUGAGACCUGUCAGCCCUACAGCAGUCUGGGCCCUCCUAAUAGUUGCAGAACUGUUUGGCUUCAUCAUUCCCCUCAUCUUUGUGUUUGUCUGUGCCUGUUUGACUGCUGGUAGCCUCCGAAAGGUAACGACAGAGGCUUUUCCUGACAGGGGGGAGAAAAAGAGGGCGUUAAAGAUGGUGCUAAGCUGUGCUGUUGUCUUCUUAUUGUGUUUUGCACCUUACCAUAUCACUUUGCCCCUGGACUUUCUGGCAAAAGUCAAAGCACUGAAUGACUGCGCCCUUAGAGACACGAUCCAGCGAUGCCACACUGUGAACCUCUGCCUUGCCAGCCUGAACUGCAGCCUCGAUCCACUCAUUUACUACUUCACAAGCGAUGAAUUUUGGAAGCGACUGAAUAAACCAGAGAUACCAGACAGCAUGAACUUUAACAGGCGCCUGUCUUGCAUAACUGGCGGAGAGGACACAGAUGAGGACGACUGAUCUUAUCGCUGUUGUUAAUGGACCACCAUCUUAUUCGUGACCAACCAAGAAAAUAUGAUGUAUGCAUAAAUAAGUGAAAAUGUGAUUUUUAUUUAUUUACUUGUAAUUAAAACAGAUAUUUUUUUACAUUUAAUGAGCGAUGAGUUUCUUUCGUGAAGAACUGUAGGUAUCAGCUUCCAACAGACAUCAGGAUAUAGAACAAAAUGUUUAAAACAGACAAAUUUCUUAAAUUCAAUGACAUGAUCAGGAGAGCCAAAAAGACGGGGCAGUGGCCACACCUUAAAAAA